This is a messenger RNA of Cordyceps fumosorosea ARSEF 2679, 891 nucleotides long. Its product is annotated as siderophore iron transporter. Gene Ontology annotation, molecular function: transmembrane transporter activity. Bases 1 to 891 code for a protein of 296 amino acids. Gene Ontology annotation, biological process: transmembrane transport. The transcript is spliced from 3 exons. NCBI's taxonomy places the organism in Eukaryota, Fungi, Ascomycota, Sordariomycetes, Hypocreales, Cordycipitaceae. The record is from RefSeq and is a predicted model, not a curated record.
AUGCCCGUGGCGCUCGGUCCUGCCAUCGCCGUGCUCAUCUGCCUCGAGCGCAAGGCCAAGCAUCACGGGCUCGUCAACAUGGCGACGAAAGCAGCCCCGCGCGGCCUGAUCGUCGUCGUCGCCGCGGAGACGGGCCCGAAGGAGUCCUGGGGCCGAGCCCUGCUGCGCAACUGGCACGCGAUUGACGCCGUUGGACUCGUCCUCCUCGGCUUCGGCUGGUCGCUGCUGCUGCUGCCGUUCUCGCUCAAGACGUACGCCGAGCACGGCUGGCGCAAGCCGUCCAUGAUCGCCAUGAUGGUGGUCCCGUACGUGGUGUAUGAGGUCAAAUGGGCCAAGAUACCGAGCGCGCCGCGCCGGUUGAUGUGCAACAAGACGUUCAUCAUGUCCAUCAUCAUCUACAGCUUCUAUUUCUUCGCCGGCAACAUGCGCGGCUUGUACUGGAGCUCCUACGUGUACGUGGCCAAGCCCGGGAGCCAGCAGGACUGGGUGUACUACGGCAACACCAUGACGCUCGCGCUGUGCAUCUUCGGCCCCAUCACCGGCCUCCUGCAGCGCUGGACGCACCGCUACAAGGCGAUCCAGCUCACCGGGCUGUGCCUCAAGAUCAUCGGCCUGGGCAUCAUCGAGGUGUACCGCCGCACGCUCUUCUACUGCCUCGCGCCGGCGCUGGCGCUGGCAUUCAUCCCGCUCGUUGCCGCGUGUUUCCAGACAAACUUUUACCUUGGAAAGUGCCAGAACGCCGUCACCAACGUCGGCAACGACGGGCAGCCGGCGGAGGAGCGGGAGGAGGGGCAGCAGGGCGAUGAACGGCUGCCACCGGCGGCAUCGAAGAGGGAGGCGUUUUUGCAGUUCUGGGGAGGAAGAAAUGCGGGAUCAACUAAGAGACAGUAA